AUGAUGAAAUUAAAAUCAUUUAUAGUAAACAAUCAAAGAAUUAUAAUAAAUAGCAAAAAUGAUAAUUUUAUUAGAAAUAAUAAUUUAAAUAAUUAUAAGUUUAAUGAUUGUAAAAAGUCAUCUUUGAAUUUCUACAAUAAUAAAUCUACGAAUGGAAUCUUUAAUAUUCACAAGAAGAAGGAAUUUAAAAAAAUUGAUUUAAAUACUUUUGUAAAUUCAAUCAUUAGAAGAAAUUAUCAUGAUGAAGGAAUUUUUGGAUAUCAAGAAUUGUUAAAUCGUGUAGAAAAUGCAAAUUUGCUUAGACUUGUAACUAAUUAUAGAACCUAUGGACAUAAAAAUGGAGAUAUUGAUCCUUUAGAAGUAGCAGCACUUGAUCAUAGAAGAUAUGGAUUAAAUGAUCCCAACAGAUUUUAUAAUUUAAAUGGAAUUCUUCACGUAAACAAUUCAAAAGAUUCAAAAGAUUCAAAAAAACAGGAAAAAUUAGAAGAAAUCAUAAAUUAUUUAAAAAAAGUAUAUUGUGGUAGAGUUACUUAUGAGUUUAUGCACAUACCAGAUGCAAGCGAAAAAAGAUGGUUUUAUAAUGUAAUAGAAUCAAAUUAUGAAGUUAAUCUGAAAUUUGAACAAAAAAAAAGAAUUUUUGAAUUAUUAGUAAGAUCAGAGGUAUUUGAUCAUUUUAUGGCAAAAAAAUUUCCUCAAGUUAAAAGAUAUGGAUUAGAAGGAGGUGAAUCGAUGAUGGUUGCUUUAGAUAAACUAUUUGAAGUAUCAAAUAAAGUUGAACUAGUAAUGUGCAUGCCACAUAGAGGCCGAUUAAAUUUAUUAACUGAUUUAUUAAAAUUUUCUCCUAUAAGAUUGUUCCAUAAAAUCAAAGGCAAUCCAGAAUUUCCAGAGAAUUUACCCGCAACUGGUGAUGUUUUAUCACAUCUUGGUAAGUUAAACUAUUGCGAUGAUAAAUUAUUAAGUGUUUCCAUGUUGAAUAAUCCUUCGCAUCUCGAAGCAGUGAAUCCAGUCGCAAUGGGUAAAGCGAGAGCAAAGCAAAUGGAUUUAUUAAGAUUUGAGUCAGAUUGCGAAUUGGGUGAUAAAGUUAUGUGUAUACAGUUACAUGGUGAUGCUGCAUUUACAGGUCAAGGAAUUGUAACGGAAAGUUUUGGAUUAUCAAAUUUACCACAUUUUUCAUCGGGAGGUUCAAUUCAUAUCGUGGUGAAUAAUCAAUUAGGUUAUACUACACCAGCUCAAAAUGCUAGAAGUAGUUGGUAUUGUAGUGAUAUUGGUAAAAUUAUAAAUGCGCCUGUUAUACAUGUUAAUGGUGAUUAUCCUGAGGACGUUACAAGGGCUGUUGAAGUUGCAUUUGAAUAUCGUAAUAGAUUUAGAAAGAAUCAAUUAUCAAAUUGGACACAGGUUAAUAAUAAUAACAGUAUAUCAAGAGAAAUUUUGGAAAAAGUUGGAAGAAUUUCGGUUAGCUUUCCGGACGAAAUUGUAAUUCAUCCAAGACUUUUGAAAUUUCAUAUACAAUCAAGAUUAUUAAAAUUAUCCGAGGGCAAAAAGAUUGAUUGGGCUACGGCUGAGUCACUUGCUUUUGGAACCUUAUUAUUGGAUGGUUACAAUGUAAGAAUAUGUGGUCAAGAUGUUGGUAGAGGCACAUUCAGUCAAAGACAUGCUAUGUUUGUUUGUCAAAAAACUGAGAGAGUUCAUAUACCAUUAAAUAAUUUAGAUAAAAAUCAAGGAAUGCUUGAGGUAGCAAAUAGUAAUUUAAGUGAAUUGGCUGUAGUUGGAUUUGAAUAUGGAAUGUCAUCUGAAUCUCCAAAUAAUCUAAUUAUUUGGGAGGCUCAAUUUGGCGAUUUUUUUAAUGGAGCCCAAAUAAUCAUUGACACCUAUAUAUCAAGUGGCGAAGCAAAAUGGUUAAGACAAUCUGGAUUAGUUAUGUUAUUGCCACAUGGUUAUGAUGGUGCAGGUCCUGAACAUUCAAGUGCUAGAAUUGAACGAUUUUUACAAUUGACAAAUGAUAGAUUCGAUGUUUUAAAUGAUAAUUCACCAAUAAAUACAAAUAUGCAUAUAGUUAAUCCAUCUACACCUGCUCAAUAUUUCCAUGUUUUAAGAAGACAGGUAAAAAAUCCUUUACUUACCAUAAUUGCAAAAUAA
Entrophospora sp. SA101 is the source of this 2136-nucleotide messenger RNA. The record is from the annotation of a GenBank genome assembly. Lineage: Eukaryota; Fungi; Glomeromycota; Glomeromycetes; Entrophosporales; Entrophosporaceae.